GCGCCACUGCAGCGUCUAGGCUGCUCUUUUUGGACCAGGAAGUGCGGUGCCAGAUCCCAUAGACUGUAUAUAAACCAGAUCCACCGUUAUAACAAAACAAGGGCUGUUAGGGAGAUAAACAUAGUUUUCCCUUUGAUAACCUAUAAUCAUAUUCGUCUUGACAUGGAGGACACACUCUUCCAGUUAAAGUUCACUUCUAAGCAGCUUGAGAGACUGGCCAAGAAGGCAGAGAAGGAGUCGGAAAAGGAGCAGGCCAAGGUUAAGAAGGCGUUGCAACAGAAGAAUGUGGAUUGUGCCAGAGUGUAUGCAGAAAAUGCCAUCCGGAAAAAAAACGAAGGUCUCAAUUGGCUGCGCAUGGCGUCUCGAGUCGACGCGGUGGCCUCCAAAGUCCAGACUGCUGUCACCAUGAAGGGAGUGACCAAAAACAUGGGCCAGGUGACCAAAGCUCUGGACAGAGCUCUGAACUCCAUGGAUCUCCAAAAGGUCUCUGCCGUCAUGGAUAAGUUUGAAACCCAAGUCCAGAACCUCGACGUCCACACCUCAGUGAUGGAGGAUUCCAUGAGCUCGGCAAUGACCCUGACCACGCCUCAGGAACAGGUGGACAGCUUGAUCCACCAAAUAGCAGAGGAGAGCGGCCUGGAGGUGAUGGACCAGCUCAGCCAGCUGCCUGCAGGAGCCACCUCGGUGGGUGCAGAGAGCUCUCGGAGCCAGGAGAGGGAAGACCAGCUGUCUCGACGGUUGGCUGCUUUGCGGAACUGAGGACUCGUCCCGGAGAAGAGACGGAGCUUGUUCCGGCUGUGUGGAAGCAGACGACUUUAAUGAUGGCGACAGGAGCUGUGUGUGUUUUCUAUUGAACUGUUCCUACAAGGAGGACUUAAUGAGCCUAUCGAUUACCAUCCCCCUGCCUGCUCUAUAAAUAAACACACACACACACACACACACACACACACACACAGGCUAGAAAUACUACCUGAGAAGUCAUGAAUCUCUCUCUGGUUCACCUUCCUAUUUGAUCCUUUUAUUCCUGUUUCUAUCUCCCCCUGUAAUAAUGUAAGUCCCAGUCGGAUCUCAUUUUGUUUCUCCACCAACACCACCUCCUCCUCCUGAUCUCCCACUCAGCAGUUCUCAGACCACACACCUUUGGAUGUAUGCUUUGUAUGAAAAACAUUUUUUUUCACAAACUAAAUUUACAAUGAUGAGAAUGAAAACGUUUUACUAAGCAGUUAUAUUGAUUAUAAUGGAGUUUGGCGUCCCUAGCUCUCAUAAGGUGCCCGGUGGGUUAAAGAUUUAUUUACAAGUGUUGUGGGCUCUGUCAGUCAGAGUUUUAAUGGAUGAUUCUGUUGGGAAGAAGGAGACACAUACAUUUAAUGGGAAAAGAAAUAUCAGAUUUUAUACUUUGGUGUUUGGUCAUUUUUAAGUUUAAAAGCAAUCUCUUCGUAACACUAACAACUCCUUCAGAAGAUUCAUCCAAACAACAACCACUGCAUGACAUACACACACACACACACACACACACACAUUAUAUAUAUAUAUAUAUAUAUAAUGUAUGCAGCAAAGUACAAUCCUCAGACCUUUUGUUUCUCACUGACAAAAUUAUUUAUUUUCAUGUUCUACUUUUGUUUUAUUUAACUUUGUUGAUUAUUUCUCAUACCUAUAUUGGGAAUUUUUGCUUUUAAUGCCUUAUUUGGGAUGCAGGUGCUUGCAUAGGUGCUACCCCCGCCAGUGCCUGAAGGACAGUAGUUUAGAAAGCAAACAGCAGUAAAUAUCUUGGUCACAGCCAACUUGACUGUAAUGAGUGAGCGCUCUGGUUGCCACAGCUGUCAUAGAGGGACAUAUAUUAUCUCUUCAACUCUAUAGAUUGAAGAAGCUGGAUCUCUUUGAGGUGUCCCCCAGCAACACUGAAACCUCACUCAGAUAUUUUUCGGAGCUUCUCUGUCUCAAAAUAAAGUAAUCAUCCCCACCUGUCUUAGUCUCAUCCGAAACACUUCCAGUAGAAGACGUCAGUUAGGAGCAGAGAUGUACGUGCUGGAUCUUAUUUUUAUUUUUGACAAGAAUCAAUUGCUACUCCUUUUUUGCCUUGUAAACCACGUAAACAAUGGCAACAGUGUGAGUUAACAGAAGACGGGUUCUUUUUCUGUUGUUUUUAGAGCUCAUAGCUCUGUAUUGAGAUGCCUGUUAAGUGAUUUCACUGGUUUUGAUGCGUCCUUCUUCGAGCAUUCAAUGUAGAUAUCAGUGAGAGGGCAGGCAGGCCAAAGCCAGACCUCGACCUAUGACAGAGCAUCUUUGCUGUCGGAUGUUUCCCAUUUAUUUGUCCAUUUUAACACAGGAAGGGUUUGUUAUUGCUCAAUGUUCAGCAGACUUUGAAGCAUUAUUGUUUUCUAUAUUUAUCUUGGUAAAAUAAAGUCUUGCCCUCUGA
This is a messenger RNA of Sander lucioperca (pikeperch), 2416 nucleotides long. RefSeq names its product charged multivesicular body protein 1A (gene chmp1a). The transcript is spliced from 7 exons. The coding region runs from base 163 to 759 and encodes 198 amino acids. Gene Ontology annotation, cellular component: ESCRT III complex; multivesicular body. Gene Ontology annotation, biological process: protein transport; endosome transport via multivesicular body sorting pathway; late endosome to vacuole transport. Lineage: Eukaryota; Metazoa; Chordata; Actinopteri; Perciformes; Percidae. The record is from RefSeq and is a predicted model, not a curated record.